UAGUUCCCAAUUCAGGUGCUGCUUCUGUCACUGUCGUUUUGCUUAACCUUGCUUGAGUCCCUGCAUCUCUGGGCUCAUUUCCUCAACUACCGCUGAGGGCCUUUCCAAUGCAAAGGUGCAAAGAUUCACUGAGGGGAACAAGGAAGGAGGAGCCUCAGCCUAUAGGAGAGUUGGCCUUUUAAAAGAAAAAGGCCAACUCUUAGGUUUUCUAGAUGCUCUGAAUGUGUUCUUGGGGGACAUAGCUGAAAGGUUUGCUUUGGGCUCUGCCGGGGGCCUUGAGGGCUCCGGAGAUGAGCUUGGGGGAACAUGAGAAGCAGUAGGAGCUGUGAGAGCUGCAUAGAGGGCGCUGCAGCUUACAGGGCAAGUGAGCCCCUGGAGCUGAGGGAGCAUCAUGGCAGUGUUUCUGGAGGCCAAGAAUGCCCACUCGGUCCUGAAACGGUUCCCUCGUGCCAAUGAGUUCCUGGAGGAGCUGCGCCAGGGCACCAUCGAGCGCGAGUGCAUGGAGGAGAUCUGCAGCUACGAGGAAGUCAAGGAGGUGUUUGAGAACAAAGAGAAAACGAUGGAGUUCUGGAAGGGGUACCCAAAUGCAGUCUACUCAGUGCGAGACCCCUCACAGAGCUCAGAUGCCAUGUACGUGGUGGUGCCCCUUCUGGGUGUGGCGUUGCUGAUUGUCAUCGCCUUGUUCAUCAUCUGGAGGUGCCAGCUGCAGAAAGCAACCCGUCACCACCCCUCCUAUGCUCAGAACCGGUACCUAGCCAGUCGCGCCGGGCACAGCCUCCCUCGGGUCAUGGUGUACCGGGGCACUGUGCAUAGCCAGGGGGAGUCCUCUGGGCACCGUGAGGCAGGAAGCAGCAAUGCCCAGGUGGUGCCGGGGCCCAGCCGGGGGGGCAGAACCACAGUGCGACUCGAGAGCACCCUCUACCUCCCUGAGCUCUCCCUCUCCAGGCUGUCCAGUGCCACCCCUCCCCCCUCCUAUGAGGAGGUGACUGCACCCCAGGAGAGCAGCAGUGAGGAGGCCAGUGUCUCUUACAGUGACCCUCCCCCAAAGUACGAGGAGAUAGUGGCCGCCAACCCUGGCACCGACAAGUAGCAGGACGUGUGUCCCGUCCUGUAUGAACACCUCUUUCAGAGGCCUCCUAUUUUCUUUUUAACUUUUUAAAGACUGUGCCACCACAAAACAGCCUUAGCCUCCUUGUUGCCAAAUAAUUCCCUAACCGUGGAGUAUUAGGAAGUCAGUUGUCAGAGACAGGUGGGGAGGGUGGGGUAGGGAGCAUCAUGGUCAAAGCCCCCUGGGAAGAGCUAUAGGCCCGAGCGUCUAGCUCUUCUGAGUGCUCCCCCAAAGCCCCACCAUCCUGUCCUCCUGUCAGGGACCGGCUUCUCUUAUGCCAAAGGAAUCAACUCAUUGUGUAGAUUGUGGCCAGAAUGGCCACAGGCCCAGCCCCAGGGCUGUGGGGCUGGCUGGAGGCCUGUCUGUGUGUGGAAGCCUAAGCCACAGAGGAUAGUGAGAGGCCAGCCUUUCAGCACCCCUCUCCCUUGACAGUUCUGUCCUUUCUGUCCUUGCUUACACUUUGAAGGCAGGGACAAGGAUUGAGCAA
Molecule: messenger RNA, 1595 nt
Organism: Propithecus coquereli (Coquerel's sifaka)
Lineage: Eukaryota; Metazoa; Chordata; Mammalia; Primates; Indriidae
Gene: PRRG3
Product: proline rich Gla (G-carboxyglutamic acid) 3 (transmembrane)
Exons: 4
Coding region: 392-1090 (232 amino acids)
Cellular component (GO): extracellular region
Molecular function (GO): calcium ion binding
Source: RefSeq, a predicted model, not a curated record